Messenger RNA from Lutra lutra (Eurasian river otter), 4868 nucleotides. RefSeq names its product cytochrome c oxidase assembly protein COX16 homolog, mitochondrial. Gene Ontology annotation, biological process: mitochondrial respiratory chain complex IV assembly. The record is from RefSeq and is a predicted model, not a curated record. The coding region runs from base 2679 to 3017 and encodes 112 amino acids. NCBI's taxonomy places the organism in Eukaryota, Metazoa, Chordata, Mammalia, Carnivora, Mustelidae. The transcript is spliced from 5 exons. Gene Ontology annotation, cellular component: mitochondrial inner membrane.
UUAACUGACUGAGCCACCCAGAUGCCCUGAAGCUGUCUGUUUCCAAGCUUGUCUAGCCCCGAGGGCACCCUGAGCUUUGUUCCCUAGCUACAGCCAGCACACCCCCUCCCCAUCACAGUGCAUUUCAGGCACCUGCUCCCCACAGUCCUAUCUACCUCACCACAGAAGCCUCCACAGGUUAGCCCUUUACCAAUCAGCUUCUCCAUCCCUCAGACCAUCCUAAUACCAACUUCUUAUGCAUUUACAUUUUGUUUUCAAAUUUUCUUCUUUUUCUCAUCAGCACUCUAGUCUCCAAACAUUCUUCUUGGACUUCUGUUUUUCCCUGGGUACCCAUUCUGGGGUUACACAGAAAAUGAAUAAUUUUUUGAUGGAUACCAAUAUAUACAAAGAGGAAAAGGUUUGCACCCUGUCCUCAUAAAGGGCAGGCUUUAAGAACUCUAAUGCUUCCAGAAACCUUCAAACAACUGGCAAAGGAAGUUGAUAUAUAAGCCCUGUGGUCAUACAGUCAGAAGGAAAAGGCUCUUGGAUUCAUGAAAUGGCAAAUUCCUUUAAUUCUAGUCCCCAAGAAGAACUUAAUAGAGGAGGAAUAAAAUUUUGCACGGGGAAGGGGGGGUUACAGGUAACAAGUGCCUUUCCCCCCUUAUUUUUAAGUAGGUUAACACAGCUUGUUUAAACAAACGUACAACAAAAAGCAAAAGUCAAAUAAUUCAAAAUAAAGUACAAAAAAAUCACUUUAAAGGAGAUCCAUAGCAACACUUUAUACACCCAUCCCUCCGAUCCUAAAUUCUCUUGAGUUCUAUAACUGUUCCAGACUCUUUCCCUUAAUCGACAUAAUUUUUUCCCAGCACUUUGCACUGUGCAGCUUGACUUAACUUCUCAGGCUAAGUGCUCCCACCUUAUUGCUUCAAUCCCCAGGUUUGCAGGGUGUCUCUUCCUUGGAGAGAUUGGGGCGACAGAAGAUUUGAGAAAUAGGGGUAAGAAAUUUUCAAUCUCACUUUAAUAAAGCCUGUCCUGAUCAGUCCAAAAUCACCCUUGGCUCAGCUCAGCUGAUGCUUCUUUGGGGAAGGAUUAGUUGGGAGGUUUGACUCAUUUCCUCAGUCUCAGAACCAAAAAUUAAGCCCCAAGGUUUAAAUUCAAACUCUGAAGUAUCCUUCCCUCUUUCCUGUUUUUCAUCUUGCUUAUUUGCUAUUUGGAGCAACAGUGACUUUGUAUACUAAAAUUGAAAAUACAGUGUGUUAGUGUUCUGUGAUAUAUAUUGGUCAAAGGCUAUUGGAGCUCUGAGAAGGGAGUAAUUUAUAUUGCCCGUGGAAUAAGGGAGGCUUCAAAAACCUGGGGUCCUUGAAGCUGCAUUUUGGAUAUGUGGAAGUUCAUGCAAUCCUCAGGGAAUAAGAUCUCCUCCAAAAUUGAGUAUGGAGUGAAUGGAGAAGAGUAGCAGAAAAGGCAGGCCAUUACAAAGGACCUUAAAUUCCUUGCUAAGAAAAUUGGAGUGAUUAGUAUAGGUAAACAAACAAAACCAACCAGGAGAAUUUCAUUUAUGCUUUUUAGAUAACUUUUCAGCAGUGUGGAAGAUAGACCUGAGAAUCACAACUAAGGUUAUGUUUGUUUUUUGGGUUUUUUCAUACUUGACCCUGUGGGCCUAUAGAUAUGGGUGUUAUAAGAGCAGGUGAAAGGUAGAGAGGGAGUUUCUCAAUGUGAGACUUACUAUUGUGGAAUGACUUCAAUAUGUGGAAAGAUGACAAGGGAUUAAACCAGAAUAUUUCCAUGGCAAUAGAGGCAGGGGCAGAUGAGAAGAUCACAAGGAUAACAUGGGAAAUGUUACUCCAUGUCACCUGUAUUUUAUACUAUUAUGUCAGCUCAAAUAGCACGUGUUAGGUGAGGCUUUCUCACUCACCCUGGCAAAUGGCACGUGGGGGUUGGUUCCUGAUCAACUGUUGCACUUAAGGCACAGGCUCAUUUGUUUGCCCACUAAACUAUCAGCUUCUUUAAGGCAGGGAUUAUAUCUUUUCACCUCUGUUUUCCUCAAACCUUCUAAUGACCUGCAAAAAUGUGUGCUGGAGGGUUGCAGAAUGAGUGGAAAAUAGACAUUCAUAAAUGGCUGAACAUUACAGGCUAUCUAGUAGUUAAAGCACUAGCAUUAAAGGUUCAGUGAUAUCAAGGGGCUACACUGAUUGCCAUUCAACCUACCCUUUCGUGGUGACUUAUUUCUAAAUCUUAAUUAUUAAGCUGUAGAACUCCCCACCCCACAAAUAGCCAAGAGUACCAGAAGCUGCAAUACUAGCUCGAAAGUAACUUUUUGUUUUUUUCUUAGCUGAUUUUAUUGAGCGGCUAUGUGCUAGGGAACGUCAGAAGACGUUGGGCAAGACCCAGAACGUGGGAGGUAUCUGUUUCCACAUCAUUUACUGAGGACUACAAAUACGGCUUCAAUUCGUUAAGUCCCGACUGCAAACCAAUGUCCCGGAACCAAAUGGCCGACACACGAAAUUUCCCCCCGGACGCGCGAGUGUGUUACGCGCAUCUAUUGCUUUUGCCUGGCGGAGGCUGAUCAGGGGAGGACCGAGCACCGAGAGGCCGAGGAAAGGAGGCGAGUCAAGGACUUCCUUCUGGGGAGGGAGCUUGGAUUCGGGAGGCCGCGCUGGGCCUGUCGGACUAGGCGUCCGCUCCCGUGGGAGAGUUCAGUCAUGUCUGUACAUUCGGUGAUGCGCACCCUGCGCAAGAACAAGACGCUUCGCUAUGGAGUCCCCAUGCUGUUGCUGAUUGUUGGAGGUUCUUUUGGUCUUCGUGAGUUUUCACAAAUCCGCUAUGAUGCUGUGAAAAUUAAAGCAGUUCUGCGAAGAAGUGUGCUUGGGCAAGUAGAGUUGAUUGAUCCUGAAUUAGAAAAAAAACUGAAAAUGAAUAAAAUAUCAUUGGAAUCCGAGUAUGAGGUACUGUGGGGCCAGGAGAUUCCAGGCUGCCUAAGUCGCCUCAGCUACCUCAGCUACUGCAUUCCCUUUGUGCAGAGCUGCCUCCCCCAGAUCUGACUGAUGCCUUUAGCCCAGCAGAACCACAUAAGCCCUGUUCCACAGCAGGGACACAUAACAAACCACAGAUGAGAAAAUCUUCCACAUCUGGUGCUCUGAGGGGCUGCCACCCAGCUGGGCUCUAUACUCUUCAGCUAUUUCCUUGCCUUCAUGCUUCGUGCUCAGCUUUCUCCUAUUUGUUCUUGCCUCCUUUUUCCUUGCCAUCGUGGAUUAACCACAAGAAAACAGGGCUCCUGAGCAUCAGCUGCCUCUAGGCAGUAAUAACCAGCACUUCCCGCCGGUCCACUGAACCUGCCAUUCCACAAACUACUGACACACAUGUGCACACACCCAGGUGCACCUGUGAUCUGCACAUGGUGGGAGUCUGACUGGGAAGGCACCAUCUGGGUCAGUGGCCCUGGAAGGUGUCUCUGAGGCCUGCCUUCAGCAUAAGUUGCCCGGUUGUAUCAUAUCACCAUAUCAACGUUUCCUCCUAUGCUGUGAAGGGAUGAUGUCCUUGCAAAUCACAUUUUUCUUGACCUGGAAAGUCUCUUUGGGGUGAAUCAAAGUUUUCCUCAGGCAUUGGGAGAACAAGAAAAGAACUCCAAAUCCUACACUGGAUACUAUGUGAGAAAACAUCCAACUCCCAGAAAAUCCAGCUCUACACCAACAAAGGCUCAGCAGGAAGAUUCUUCAGGGCCUGUGUGGUGAUUUUUGUGGGAGGGGGCCUGGAUAAGCAAACUAAGUACGUUGGAGUAUGGCCCUUUUUAAGCACACAGGAAAAACAUCCUGAAAAACCCCUUGUAAAGGGGUCUACUGAGCAGUUCCUUGGACUUUACAAUAUUGUGAAGACCCCAAGAGCAGCAUUCUGUCCUCUGUCCUUCCUUCCCCAUCAAGGAAGGCAGGAAGCACCACGGUUGUCAUCCAUUUGCCCCUUUCCCUUCGGUUUGCUCUGGUAAUCACUUUUACCAUGAGCUGUCUCUGAACUUCUAGUAUAUAAAGAGGAGAGACCUAUAGAUAGCCAAGUGCCAAUCCAUUCCAUGUGCUUAGGCCACAGUUUCUGAUGUGGUCCCAGAAAAUAGUAUCUCUUACUCUUCACUAGGAAAAAAUCUAGGCUCAUCAUCAGUUUACCCCAGCUAUAACCUCAGUAACCUCAGCUUUCCUACAACUGAUACCAGGUCUACAUUUAUUAAAGUGACAGAGUUAGAGAAUGUGAAAUUGAAUAAGACCCUUACUUUACAGAAGUGGAAGAGGAGUCCAGAGAAAAAAGAUGACUUGCCCAAGGUCACACAGCUGAUUAGUAGACGAUUCUGGGCUGAAAUUUAGUUAUCCUGACUACCUACCAGUAGAAGAAAUCCUCCUGGUCACUGUCAGUUUAAAGGGUUGGGUAGAAAUUAUUUUUUUCUAAAGGCGAUAAAGCCUGCAUGUCUCCAUUUGUGAACGUGGGUGAGGAUACAAGCUCCUGAAAGCAGGUACAAUGUUUUUGACAUUUAUAACAAUGCUAGGUGAAUACAUGCUAAAAAAAAAAUGUUAAUUGAAUGAAAAAUGUUAAACAGGCUCCACUUGGUAUAUUUCAGGCUCCUCUAUUGGGAAGUACAGAGCCUGAGGCUCUAAAACCUUAGCUCAGCUUUGGCCCACACUGGCUGUUUUUUUUUUUCCAAACCAGGGAAGAAAUUGCCUUUGAACAGACAAAGUAGGUCACAAAAAUCCUUAACAACACCAACUUAAUCAAGGCACCAACAUAGAAGACUUUUAUUAAAGUAAUCUACAUCAUCAUUAAUUCAAUGUACAUUUAUUUUUAUUUUAUUUUAAAGAUUUUAUUUAUUUAUUUGACAGAAAUCACAAGUAGGCAGAGAGGCAGGCAGAGAGAGA